GGAAGGGGAUUAGAAGGUCAUGUUUUAUUAUGCACAUGAGAUUCCGAAUCUAGACGCGAUUUAUAUCUGUUUCUUUCAAUAAAAAGGUGAUAUUUACAUUUAUAGUGGUAAUGUGGUUUUUUCAAUAAUUCUCCUGUUUUCCGCGUACUAUUCAAAAAUUGUGUUCUUCGUAAAACAUCAUUUGUAUCUGCAUUAUUCUGAAACAGCAUAUGAAAUAUGUACAUCACACCUUCACUGAUAUUAGCUGUAUCGGCCGCAUAUAUUUUGGUUUAUGCAGAAACAGAUACAAAUAUAUAUUUUCCUGACGAAUAUGAGGAUAAAAUGUACAAGAUCUCCUCAUCACCGCUAGGUAUAUCAAAUACCAACAAUUUUGCAGAUAAAAACUUAUAUGAACAAUAUAUUAAUCGUGUAAUAUCAAGAGGUAUCGCUAAUCUAAGUUUAGCCAUCAAUAAAGCCUAUCAAGAUACAAAAUUUGCCAACAAUAUUGUCUUUGCUCCGUUAAACAUUGCUGGUGCUUUGGCUUUAAUAUUACUAGGAUCAAAUGGAAAUACUUUUCAGGAACUUGCUGAAGUUUUGGGAUUGGCUACGGGGAUCGAUAUCGAGAACAAUUCGGAAAGAGUUCAUGAAGAACUCGGUAGGAUGAUCCUGAAAAUCGAAUCAACUGCAGGAUUGGUGAUGGGUCAACAAAUUACGUUAGCAUCCGCAAUAUUCGUUCAAAACAACUUUCCCAUUAGAAAACUUUAUAAAGAAACAGCAGAAAAUCUCUAUAGAAAUGAAGUUUUGAAUGUGGAUUUUAAAAGUAAUCCUUUAAAAGCAUUACAACUUGUGAACGCUUGGGUUUCCGAUCGAACUUUUGGAAAAAUCACUGAUAUACUGACUGAAGCUCCGUCUCCAGGUACCAAAGUUGUUGUCGCUAGUGCUAUGUACUUCAAGGCAAAGUGGGAACAUCCAUUUUUGGAAGGGCAAACAGCAAGGAGGCCUUUCUUUCCAAAUGGUCGGAAAACAGUUACUGACAUAAAAGUGGAUAUGAUGGCUAAUAUUGGAUAUUUUCCAUAUUUUAAAGAUGUCACAUUAGGCUGUGAAAUUUUAGGAUUUCCUUAUCAAGGAAAUGGUAGCGUAAUGUAUAUAAUCAUGCCCUUCAACUCAAAUGCAAAAAAAUUGAAAGAAUUUGAGGAGAAAUUAACAACAUCAGAUUUGGAAUACUUGACAGAAAAGACUGUUCCUACAAAUGCUCUAAUUUUACUUCCUAAAAUGAGAAUUGAAAGUACAAUUGAUUUAAAAUCUGUAUUAAGUAAAUUGGGAGUCAAAAGUUUGUUUAAUCCAUAUGAAGCCAAUCUAGGACUAUUAUCACCUGGUGGAAAUUUAACACAAAUCCGUCACAUAGAUUCAGUUUUAAAUCCCAUAGCACCAAUUAGUGGUAAUCCUGAUGAGGUUUUAAUAUUCAAUAGAAUGGGGAGUACUAUAAAUUGUACCAAUAUUUUCAACUCAAACAAUAACACUACAAUGUGUGAGGACACAGUAAAUAUGAGAAGAUCUAAGCAAGCAAACAUCCGUCCAAACAAACGGGUUGCAUUUGCACAAAUCGACACUAUUGACAGCAUCAGAAAUCUUAUCAAUAACCAAAACUCAGACAACAAUCAAAAUCCAGGAUUAUCUGUUGAUAAAGUAAUUCAUAAAGUAUUUAUGGAUAUUACAGAAACUGGAACAGAAGCAGCUGCUGCAACGGCAGUCACCUUGUUUAAAUCAUUAAAUGCCAUUAGCUUCAGAGUAGAUGUCCCCUUCAUAUUCUUCAUUAGACAUGAAGAAACAAAAACAAUUAUGUUUUGGGGGUCAGUUGAGAAGCCUACACCAAAUUUUAAUAAUUCGUGAUUAAGUAAGUAACUGUAUCGAAGCUGAUCUACAAUUUAAAAAGUGAGUGACUCUUAAUUGUAAAUCAAGUUAAUAAAUAAAUACAUUUCAAAA
This is a messenger RNA of Diorhabda carinulata, 1962 nucleotides long. RefSeq names its product serine protease inhibitor 28Dc-like. Lineage: Eukaryota; Metazoa; Arthropoda; Insecta; Coleoptera; Chrysomelidae. The transcript has 4 exons. The record is from RefSeq and is a predicted model, not a curated record. Gene Ontology annotation, molecular function: serine-type endopeptidase inhibitor activity. Bases 217 to 1869 code for a protein of 550 amino acids.